UUGCGCCAAGAACUUGGCGUUCUCGCCUGGUGGCCGGUAUCUCUGUUUGCUCGAGCGUCGUGAAUUACAGGAUUGUAUGAGCAUUUUUGAUUGUCAAUCGGAAUGGCGUCUGGUUGUCAACGUUCAGCUCCCCACCAAGGACUCAUGUGGACUAGAGUGGUCCCCAGAUGGACGUUACAUUGCUGUCUACGACUCCUGUCUAUACGACACUGUGGCAAUUUUCACUGCAGACGGUCGUCAACUGCAUACCUUCUCGGUAUCCGAAGGUGGAAGCUAUCAUUUGGGAGUGAAGUCAAUCGCGUGGUCUCCCUCCGGUCAGCUUCUCGCAGUCGGCGGGUUAGUUUUAGUCCUUUUCUUUGGACAGUUUACCUCGCUGCCGCUUUCCAUAUAUAUUUGUAAUAGCUAA
Dibothriocephalus latus is the source of this 406-nucleotide messenger RNA. Lineage: Eukaryota; Metazoa; Platyhelminthes; Cestoda; Diphyllobothriidea; Diphyllobothriidae. The record is from the annotation of a GenBank genome assembly.